ACAGAGACGCAGCUUAAAAGACAUAACAGGGGACAGACGCGCAACACAAUUUGUCUCUUCAAAGGUUCAUCAUGAGGAUUGAGGUUGCUCUCCAGCUGGGCUUCUGUAGCCUGUGUCUAACCCUGACGCUUCUUGGAGGAGGAAUGGGAGUGGAUCUUCCUGAUCCACCAGCAGUUGACUGUCGUUAUAGCCUCUGGUCAGAGUGGAGUUCAUGUGAUCCUUGCACGAAAAUCAGAGGGCGUUCUCGGAGUGUAAUAGUGUUUGGCCAGUUUAAAGGUGCGUUGUGCCAUGAUUCAGUGGGGGACAGGCAGGGCUGUGUGACGGAUGCUCCAUGCGAGCUACCGCCUCCACCUGAAUGCUCCGACUCAGAGUUCCAGUGCGAAUCAGGUUCUUGCAUCAAGAAGAGAUUAGAGUGCAACGGGGACUAUGACUGCGAGGACGGAUCAGAUGAGGACUGUGAGCCUCUGCGUAAACCCUGUACUUCGCAAAUCCAGGAUACCAAUGAACAAGGCAGGACAGCAGGAUAUGGAAUCAACAUCUUGGGUGCAGAUCCUCGGAUGAACCCCUUCAACAAUGAUUACUUCAAUGGGAGGUGUGAUCGAGUGAUGAAUCCAAACUCCGGGAAGCACGACAGGCUUCCCUGGAACGUUGGUAGUUUCAGAUAUGAGACUUUAGCGGAAGAAACCACCUCCAAAGAAAUCUAUGAAAACACACACAGCCUCCUGAGGGAGGUGCUGAGAGAGAUGAGUGUUAAAGUUGAUGUUGGACUUUCCUUCAAAUUCAAACCAAGUGAGGAGUCCAUGUCCAACAAGUCUUCAAAGGUGGAUUUAAAUUACCAAAACGAGAAAACAACAAUGAUCAAUCAGGUCUCAAACUACUCCACCAUUAAGAACAAGAGCUUUAUGCGGGUGAAGGGCCGAGUGCAGCUGAGCACCUACAGGAUGCGCUCCCGUGAUCUUCAAAUGGCCGAUGAAUUCUUGGAGCAUGUCAAAUCUUUGCCUGUGCAGUAUGAGAAGGGGAUUUAUUUCGCCUUCCUGGAGGACUACGGAACUCACUACACCAAAAAUGGGAAGACUGGCGGCGAAUACGAGUUGAUCUAUGUUCUCAACCAGGACACCAUCAAGGCAAGAAAUCUCACAGAGAGAAAGAUUCAAGAAUGCAUCAAAUUAGGCAUCACGGCAGACCUUGGAAUCCCGGGUUUGGAAAAGGGACACCUGAAGAAUAAUGACUGUAAUAAUGUAACAAACAAAAACCAAGUUGAUAUUCACGGAAAAGCAACGGUGGACAAGGUGAUUACAUCAGUCAAAGGAGGCACUGUAGAAAGUGCCGUUACAAUGCGGGCUAAACUGAAUAAGGAAGGAGUGAUGGACCUCGCUACAUAUCAGAACUGGGCCCGGACCAUCGCUGACGUCCCUGCGCUGCUCAGCAGUGAGCCUGAGCCCAUCUAUAACUUAGUUCCAUUGGCUAUGCCAGACGCUAACGCCAGGAUAGCCAACCUGAGGCGGGCCACCGCGGACUACGUGGCAGAGUACAACGUGUGCAAGUGUAAUCCUUGUCAAAACGGAGGCACUCUAGCUCUGAUGGAUGGGAACUGUAUGUGCCUGUGCCCUCACCUGUAUGAAGGCAUGGCCUGCCAGAAUUACAAGGGUGAUAACGCUAAACACCCAGGUACCAGACCUACUGUCAAUCAGGAAGGUAACUGGUCGUGCUGGUCUAGCUGGUCCAGCUGUAGCGGAGGGAAACACACCAGGACACGCGGCUGUAACACAGCUGGGCUCCUUGGAGCUGUGUGCAGAGGAGACACCAGCAGUGAAGAACACUGCUAAGCAGAUGCAUGACCAUUUAUCAAUCUCCCCCCUCUCUCUGACAUGUCUAAAAGAUAGAAAUCUACAAAAAUGUCUGUCUUUACAUGCCUAAUCAGGAGAACAGAGCCAUGUUCAGGUUGGUAAUAGAUAAUGCAGGUCAUAAAAUUACACUUUGUUUUGUUUUUUUGAUGUUUGUUGUCAUUUAAAUGUAUAUAGUUUGAGAUCAACUGUAAAUGUAAAUAGAUUUAGUAGAAAAUAAGCUCUGUGAAACAUAAAGGAUCCAUCAGCACAUAUGUCUUCUGGGUUUUAGUACAAAUGAAACAACUUUAAUGAACAUUAAAAGCUACAAAAGAAGAAUAAAGUGUAACGUGUAUCAUUUUAAUAAAGAUGAAGGUGCCACAGUCCUUCUCUGUAUACUGUACACUUUGAUGUUUGAAGUAAAUCAACACCAUCAUUUAAUUGCC
Molecule: messenger RNA, 2269 nt
Organism: Sebastes umbrosus (honeycomb rockfish)
Lineage: Eukaryota; Metazoa; Chordata; Actinopteri; Perciformes; Sebastidae
Product: complement component C9-like
Exons: 11
Coding region: 72-1826 (584 amino acids)
Biological process (GO): immune response
Cellular component (GO): membrane attack complex
Molecular function (GO): protein binding
Source: RefSeq, a predicted model, not a curated record